Messenger RNA from Leucoraja erinaceus (little skate), 5142 nucleotides. It is a transcript of the gene pdzph1, whose product is annotated as PDZ and pleckstrin homology domains 1. The record is from RefSeq and is a predicted model, not a curated record. Bases 2181 to 3344 code for a protein of 387 amino acids. Gene Ontology annotation, molecular function: protein binding. Lineage: Eukaryota; Metazoa; Chordata; Chondrichthyes; Rajiformes; Rajidae. The transcript has 10 exons.
AGUAUUGCGUACAGUUUUGGUCUCCAAAUCUGAGGAAGGACAUUAUUGCCAUAGAGGGAGUGCAGAGACGGUUCACCAGACUGAUUCCUGGGAUGUCAGGACUGUCUUAUGAAGAAAGACUGGAUAGACUUGGUUUGUACUCUCUAGAAUUUAGGAGAUUGAGAGGGGAUCUUAUAGAAACUUACAAAAUUCUUAAGGGGUUGGACAGGCUAGAUGCAGGAGGAUUGUUCCCGAUGUUGGGGAAGUCCAGGACAAGGGGUCACAGCUUAAGGAUAAGGGCGAAAUCCUUUAGAACCGAGAUGAGAAGAACUUUUUUCACACAGAGAGUGGUGAAUCUCUGGAACUCUCUGCCACAGAGGGUAGUUGAGGCCAGUUCAUUGGCUAUAUUUAAGAGGGAGUUAGAUGUGGCCCUUGUGGCUGAGGGGAUCAGGGGGUAUGGAGAGAAGGCAGGUACGGGAUACUGAGUUGGAUGAUCAGCCAUGAUCAUGUUGAAUGGCGGUGCAGGCUCGAAGGGCCGAAUGGCCUACUCCUGCACCUAAUUUCUAUGUUUCUAUGUUUCAACUCCCCGAAUUCUCCUGCCACUCGCUGGCCUAAGAGCUGCCAAUUAACCAAGUGAUACCACUUUAGGGUGUGGGACGUCUUCUUGGGAAUGAAACAUAAACCAAAGGAAUAGUUAGAUCUCAAGCCAGAUGUUGAGCAGCCAGGUUGUUGUCUUUGCGUCAAUGUCUGCCAGGCCCUGAGCUCCAUUUGUGGGUGGUAGAGCGGGCACCCAGAGAUUACAUGGUUGGCUGUCUGUUGGUCUGCUCCGCAUUCACAGGCUGGGCUCUGGCGGAGCCCCCAUCUCCACAUGUUGGCAUUGAAACUCCCAACUCCAGUACGGUUGAGCUUCACUCAUGCUCCUCUGGGGAGGUAUGAUCCUGGACAGCUUUUAUCUGGUGAUGAGAUGUAGCAGUGUAAUGGAGAUGAGGUUGCCUUCCACUCCUGUGGCCACCUGGUGGCUAUCCGGUGUGCUUUUGUCUCAGUUGGCUGGAUGGAUGCUAGGAGUUGUUUUCCAUGUGGAGCAAAGGGGUGAGGGGACUUCAGUCGGGGUGACCUCUGCUCUCUGCUGAUAGCCUGAUGGAGGAGAUGAUCUGGGUCCAUGGCACGACGAGAUAGUGCCAGAAAUGCUGCUUGUCUUCGGAUCCCUGCAGGCGGAAUGCCUACAAGUAUAGGGAGCUGCUCGACUGGAGUAGGUUGAAGGCACCCAGUGAUGGUUCGCUAGGUUCUGUUCAGGCUCGUGUCUACCAGGCUAGUGCGUCUACUACUACUCCAUACGGGUGCGCAGUACUCAGCUGGGGCAUACACAAGAGCUAAGGCAGAGGUGUGAAGAGUUGAUGGACUGGCUCCCCAACUUGCUCCUGCCAGCCGUCAGAUGAGGCCGCUACGUGCCAUCAUGACCUUGUCGCGGAUACCAGCCAGGUGUUGAUGGAAUGUAAAUGACCUAUCCAGCUUUACGUCGAGGUAAGUGGGUGUUUGUUGGAAGUCCAAGCGCCUGUUGUUAACAAAGACAGCUAGCUCUCGCUUAGCUUGUGGGAGAAGAUCAGACAACCCCAUGGAAACUCAACACUGUCAUAGGGAUACCAUGCAAACUCCACAAAGUCAGUAAUCGAGAUUGACUCAAACCUAGGGUCACUGGGACGAGAGGGGCUGGGGUUGGUAGGAGAGUGUGCAGCUGCAGAACUACCUGGUGUGCUAUUAUGUCACCCCAAUGUUAUGUAUAAUACCUUCUCUCCAAUAUCAUGGUAUGUCACACAGUAUAACAAGUACAAUGUGUAGGAAGGAACUGCAGAUUCUGGUUUAAACCGAAGAGAGACACAAAUUGCUGGAGUAACCCAGCGGGACAGGGAACAUCUCUGGAGAGAAGGAAAGGCGAUUGGCAUCCUGAUAGCAUCAUUAAUAUAGUUUCUCUUGAACUAGAUCUGAAGGCUGAAGCAAGUUGUCUUCUGCAGCUGCCCAGCGACUCCGUGCAAAGAGACGGGACAGCCAGUGAAAAUUGUCCAGUGACUCCACCAGCAAGAGAAGGAUCUGAACACUGGGCAAAGAGGUGCAAACAGUAUAGGGAGAGUAAACACUGUAACUCAAUUGGAGGAAGCUCGGGCACCAGCAACCAGGAAUCAGUGACCUCAGAAGAAACGCGUUCCAUGGACCUGGCACAAGUGCGGGCUGAGAAUGAACAAAGAGGCAUUUACACAGAGACUUAUAAUUCUACUUCCUGGAUCUUCAGCGGAGAUAAACGCAACCCUGAGAACAAUCCCCGGUGCCUUGGCAAGAGAGCUCACCCUGCAGCAAUUCGGGAACGGACGGUGAAGAUUGCCAAAGGAACUGGUGCUUAUCCCUGGGGAUUUAGGAUUCAGUUUUCAAAACCCAUUCUAGUCACGGAAGUCGACACAAAUGGUGCCGCUGAGGAAGCAGGACUUCUGAUUGGCGAUGUCGUGUUGGCGGUUAAUGGCACCGAUGUGACCAGCAUCCCUCACUCUGAGGCAGCCAACCUGGCUCUUCAAGGUCCAGAUAUUCUGACUCUCGUGGUGGGGUCAGACAUCAGCCGAUGCCCAAACACCCCGCGGCCAGCGUGCCGUGGAUAUCUGCAUAAACGAACCCAAUCUGCGCUUCUGAAGGGUUGGAGGAAGAGGUGGUUUGUUUUAAAACACGAUGGAUUAUUCUACUAUUACAAGAACAAAAUGGAUGAAGGCAGAUGCCGCCCAUUAGAUGUGAUGAGGCUAGAUGAGGCUGAAGUUGCGAUCGACACCAGCCUUGGGAAACCAUUUGUCUUUAAAUGUUUUUUACAAUCAAGGAACAGGAUGUUGUACUUUUGCUCAACUUCCAAUCAGGAAAUGAAAAGGUGGCUAGAAGCUAUGGAGCGAGCGAUACAUCCUGUUCACCAGACCCAUGUCUGGGUAGAUGUGACCCACCACAAUGCCAACCUUCCACCGCUGGCUAUCAAGAGCCCAGAAUGUCUUGGCCUCCUUCGUCAGGUGGACAGGAACAAAACAGUGUGGGCUCAGCAUUACUGUGUGCUGAAGGAUGCCUGCCUCUAUUUCUAUGCUGGCAUCCGCUCUACUCUUGCACUUGGCGGGAUUUAUCUGCAGGGCUACACAGUCAGUGAGCAGAGCCUUGGAUCCAAGCGUACCAUAAUCGAAGCUAAACCACCUUCUGAAGAGUUUAAAACCUUCUAUCUGUGUGCAGAUAAUACAGCUGACAACAAGCGCUGGAUUAUGGCACUAAAUGCAUCUAUAAACAAGUGGCUGCCAUUACAUCAGGCCAUCCAUGACUUCAUAACGAACCCUCCUGAGGAGACCCGGAUGUGAAGAGGCACACCAAUCUUUCACCAUUAAAUGUACAUGAAGGCAACAGAGACUAGAUCGCAGAAAUCAUCUAAACCAAGAUAGAUUUUUGUUAGAGAAGAGUGUUAAGGGUAAUAGAAUUAAGGCAAGUAGAAAGAAUUAUGAUAUAGAUUAAACAUGAUUUAAUGGAAUGGCAAACAUAUUCGAGCAGCUGAAUGUCCUAGAUAAAAGUGAUUUCUUAUGCUUAUGAAUCCUCAUCAAUGUUAAGUGAAUACACAAUUAUUUUGCAUUAAAUUCUAGACAAAGCUCACUCAUUCUUUCAAGGAUUACAAUCUGAUCUGUGUUGUGGCAAUGUUAUAGUGAAUAUGCAUUCCUCCAGUGCCUCUGUAGUGGUUCAAUGGUACUUUAAUGUCACAUGUACCAAGGUACAGCAAAAUCCUUUAUUUUGCAUGCAAUUCAGUAAAAUCCUACCAUAAUUAAGCACAAUCGUAAAUAUGUACAAAGGUGCAAACAGUAAGCAAAACACUGAAUAAUUUAUCAUGCCAUACAACGACUAUUUACCCAUCUCCCCAUCAGUGGAAGAUUUUAUGUAAUCUAGAUGCAAAUCACAAAAUAAUGUGUAGAAGAUUGCAGCUUUUUCCACCUAUUCUAACAGAAUAUUGCCUUGGAUUCCACCUAUGGCGAAGGGAAGUAACUUCAUGUAAGUGAAAUAUUGGCAGAUCUGAAGGGAAUCUAUUAAUACCUGAAGAGAUUGGUCUACAUUUAAAGCUAAACGACCAUACCAAUGUGAAACUAACAUCCUGAAAUUGGCACUAGUCCAAAAAUGUUUUAUUUCUGUUAAAUUUGUGUUUAUUUCAGUGGCAAAGUGCGUUGAUGUUUUUCUUAAGAACUCCAUUCUGAAUAACCUAGAAUUGAUAGAAUCUCUAAUAUUCUGGAUUAAAGAAUCUGCUCAUGUUGUGAGAUUGGUGCUGUGGUGUAGCCUAGCAUCAGACAGUCCUAAUUCCAAAUAAACACUACCAUUCUCCAACUCCUGUCUUAACAAAGCAUGGCUGACACAUACAGCAGCAGCUGUAUUAUUUACAAAAGAGCAUGUUUUUGCUGCAACGAGGACAAAGUAAGAGUAUACACAAAAUGCUGGAGUAGCUCAGUGGGUCCAGCAGCAUUGCUGGGGAAAAUGGACAGUUUCUGGUUGAGACCCUUCUUCAGACUGCAGUCCCAACCCAAAACGUCCCCUAUCCAUUUUCACUAGAGAUGCUGCCUGACAUGCUGAGUUUCUCCAGCAUUUCGCAUCUAUCUUUGGUAUAAAUCUGCAGCUGCAGUUCCUUUUUAUUACACAUUAUAAGUGCAAGUUAUUCCUAGCUGCAACCAACGGCAAUAAAGCCAUGCAUUAUAAUUAGAUUAGUUCAUACUUCAUGCUAGCCCAUGGCUCUGAAGCGAACAACCAGCCAGCUGUAUUGUGUGUUUCCAAAUUGUGCGCCCACAUAUUGCCAUGUGCAAGUCAGGAAUGAGCUGGGGAUUAGGUGUGAUCCGAUCCCCUACACUGUGCAGAUCAGAUUGGAGUCUCGGAGGGAACCCCGACAUGAUGAGCUGAGGGGCCAGGAGUCAACUACAUGUGCCUCCUGCGUUUUACUUCAGCCGUAUGAAACAUGACCCAUUCCUUUCAAUUGGGUAUCAACCAGGAUUGAAAAGAUAUGCAGUAAAAACAUAUUUUACUUAAUGUUUUCAAUUAAUUUCUAUCACUUGGGUGUGUUUUAAGUAAAUUUAUUGUUAUUAUUGUUUUAAUUUUAAUAACGUUUUGAGUUUUUCAAUUAUUGAAAUCGAC